Lontra canadensis (Northern American river otter) is the source of this 2056-nucleotide messenger RNA. RefSeq names its product zinc finger DHHC-type palmitoyltransferase 20 (gene ZDHHC20). Gene Ontology annotation, biological process: synaptic vesicle maturation; protein targeting to membrane; peptidyl-L-cysteine S-palmitoylation. The transcript is spliced from 13 exons. The record is from RefSeq and is a predicted model, not a curated record. Gene Ontology annotation, cellular component: Golgi apparatus; endoplasmic reticulum. NCBI's taxonomy places the organism in Eukaryota, Metazoa, Chordata, Mammalia, Carnivora, Mustelidae. Gene Ontology annotation, molecular function: protein-cysteine S-palmitoyltransferase activity. The coding region runs from base 84 to 1181 and encodes 365 amino acids.
CGCCACCGCCACCGCCGCCGCCGCCGGGCGCCUGGCGCUCCCCUCUUCAGUGGGGCGCUGGGUGCAGUAGCCGCCAGCGGAACAUGGCGCCGUGGACAUUCUGGCGCUGCUGCCAGCGCAGCGUGGGCUGGGUGCCGGUGCUCUUCAUCACCUUCGUGGUCGUCUGGUCCUACUAUGCGUACGUGGUGGAGCUGUGCGUGUUUACCCUCUCUGGAAAUGGAGAAAAUGGAAAGGCCGUUGUUUACCUUGUGGCUUUCCAUCUGUUCUUUGUUAUGUUUGUAUGGUCCUAUUGGAUGACAAUUUUCACAUCUCCCGCUUCCCCCUCCAAAGAGUUCUACUUGUCCAAUUCUGAAAAGGAACGUUAUGAAAAGGAAUUCAGCCAAGAAAGACAACAAGAAAUUUUGAGAAGAGCAGCAAGGGACUUACCUAUCUAUACCACAUCAGCUUCAAGGACCAUCAGAUACUGUGAAAGAUGUCAGUUGAUUAAACCUGACCGGGCACAUCACUGCUCAGCAUGUGACGUAUGUGUUCUUAAGAUGGAUCAUCACUGUCCUUGGGUGAAUAACUGUGUGGGAUUUUCUAAUUACAAAUUCUUCCUGCUGUUUUUAUUGUAUUCCUUGUUAUAUUGCCUUUUCGUGGCUACAACAGUUUUACAGUACUUUAUAAAAUUUUGGACGAAUGAACUCUCUGAUACACGUGCGAAGUUCCACGUACUUUUCCUUUUCUUCGUGUCUACAAUGUUCUUCAUCAGCGUUCUAUCACUUUUCAGCUACCACUGCUGGCUAGUUGGAAAAAAUAGAACAACAAUAGAAUCAUUCCGCUCCGCCACAUUUUCAUAUGGACCUGAUGGAAAUGGUUUUUCUCUUGGAUGCAGUAAAAACUGGAGACAAGUCUUUGGUGAUGAAAAGAAAUACUGGCUACUUCCAAUAUUUUCAAGCUUGGGUGAUGGUUGCAGCUUUCCAACUCGCCUUGUGGGGAUGGAUCCAGAACAAGCUUCUGUUACAAAUCAAAAUGAAUAUCCUAGAAGUAUUGGCUCAAAUCAACCCUUUCCUAUCAAACCACUUAGUGAAUCAAAAAACCGAUUGUUGGACAGUGAAUCUCAAUGGAUAGAGAAUGGAUCUGAAGAAGGCACUGUCAGAUCAGGGACAAAUAACCAUGUUACAGUGGCAAUAGGAAAUUGAGUACCACUUGUUCAUAACUAACCAUUUGAAUAAGAGCAAGGUUUAUAAAAACAUAUUAUGGACUGAUAUUUUCAGUUUUAUUUGCAAGAAAAUGAUCAAUGGAAUGAAAUAACUGAAGUAUAAGAGAAGAUAUAUUUUUUAAAAAGGAAGCCUUUGUACAGAUCGCCGGAUCCACAGAAGCACUACCCCAGCGCAGAAAGAUGCCUUAAUCUUAAAUACACCCAUUUGUGCUACAUCAACUUACUGCUACAAAAGUGACUUAAUUUUACUCUGGAAAUAACACCCACCUGUUAUGAGAUGCUACACUAUGAGCUAUCAAGUCACAUGUUAACAGAGUAUAUGUAUUUUUUUGACAUCUGAGUUAAAUAAUUAAGUGUUGUUUCUUAGUAUCCAUAUUAAGUUUCACUCCUGAAACACAAGCUGAAAAGUUAUCUUAAGUACAUGUAGGGCAGUAUAGUGGCUGAAGGUGAAUAAUAAUAUCUAUUUACUGUUGCUUAUACUGUGUAAGGAAAAGAAAAUAACCUUUUUUUUAUUGUGUGUUGCUGAUUUAUAAUUACUGUUUUAUACUUUUCAACAUUUAUAAUAAAGUUUUUUAUUGUUGGCUAUAAGAUAACACUCAGAAAGAUUCAGAUAUCUAAAUAUAAUUAUUUAAAACAUGGAGCACAUUUGUAUGAUUCAUUGAUGGCUUAGUUCUAAGCAUUAAUAUAACCAUGUAAUGUAGUGUUGUGCCUGAGGCUUAAAGGAAACUUGGCAGCAUAGGAAACAUUUUUGGUUCUCGCUACAUUUAAAUUACUUUUUUGUUGAACUUUCAUGGGUAUUUUUAUGGUCAGGGAGUCACAAAGGCACAUGUGCUAUAGAAAUAUUGGACACAGAAU